CUCGCGUUUGGCAGCUACGCCACUUACAGAUUGCGCCGAGCCGUGUGAUUGCAGGGAGUCGUAAAGCGAACCCCACGCUCCGAGGUGCAUCGCUUUUUUGCAUCUUAGUGCAUCGAUUUGAUUGCUGCAGCAACUCUGCCACCUUGUUGCUGCAACUCUACGCGGAGCAUCGAUCUGCAUUCUGCUCGCUGCAAUCGCACAGAUAAUCGUCCUAGCUGCUGUACACCAACGAUGGAUGCAAUGCCGCACACCAGCGCCAUGUGGGCGGCCGCCGACGCCAGCGUGCGCGCGUCGGCGAAGCAUCCGUUUCUGCUAGCGAUGCUCGACGGCACGCUGGCGCCGGUCAAGUUCGAGUACUACAUCCGCCAGGACUCGAAGUAUUUGCUCGACUUCGGGCUCGCGCUGCGGCGGCUCGCGGCCCUGGCGGGCGACGAGGAGGAGGCACUGGCUCUGAACAAUUUCGCCGACGGCGCCGAUAUUGCCGAGCGGAGCCUCCACGCGUCGUUCUUCGCGGCCUGGGGCUUGGGCGAAGACGCCCUCGCGAAGGAUGAACAAGCUCCAACGACUCUAGCGUACACGUCGUUUUUGUUGAGAUGCGUCGCCGACGGGUAUCGCGAGGGGCUGGCCGCGCUGCUGCCGUGCUUUUGGGUAUACCACGACGUUGGCGUCAAGAUGCUCGAGUUGCGCGCCACGACGUACCGCGACGCGACGCGGGCGCCGCAGCUCGACGCGUGGAUCGACAUGUACGGCGGCGACGCCUUCGCCGACGCCGUCAAGCGCUACCGCGCGCUCGUAGAACGCGCGGCGGCGGGUGCGGACGAGGCGACGCGCGCGCGCAUGACCUACAACUUCCGCCGCGCGUGCGACCUCGAGUGGAUGUUCUGGAAGGCGGCGCUCGACGAGACGCGAUGGCCGACCUACGUCUCUGCGGUGCCGAUGGUGAGCAUGGAUAGCAUGGACGUGUAGUCUCUAGCCUAUAAGUGAUCCUGAUUGU
Messenger RNA from Pelagomonas calceolata, 994 nucleotides. NCBI's taxonomy places the organism in Eukaryota, Pelagophyceae, Pelagomonadales, Pelagomonadaceae. The record is from the annotation of a GenBank genome assembly.